AUGUCAUCCCAUUUAUUGGCGUCCGAGGAACUGCUGAUUCCCCCACCACCUGCGAAGCUCCCUCUAGAAAGAUUUUGCAAUUCUAUUGAGCUUUUUCGUGACCGAGAGUGUGUCUGCGUAUGCAAUACAGAUGCACUGAAAGGUGAUGUACCAACACAGUGUGACAACUUUCACAUCACUGUAUCAAGCGUGAAAAACAACCCGGCGUUUGACACCGUUGAGGUUAAGCUUCAAAAUGACGGGCACAUGUCCAGUGCGAAACCUGCGGUCUCAGACGAAUCAACUAGUUCCUCAAUUUAUAUACUGAUGGCUAAAGCUGCGAUCGCCUGUCUCAUCUGGGCGGCGUGUUCUACCUUUAUUUUAUUUCUGACCCCAUAUGUGCUCAACACCAUCGCAUUCGACUAUCCGAUCACCUUGGCUGCCAUGACUCAGUGCGGGAGUACCAUUUUCAUCUUGGUUGCCACCAAACUAAUUCAGCCCCGGCCUAUGAGUGCGAGAGAAUUCGGGCUCGUCAUUCUGCCAAUGUCACUACUCGCAGCGCUGGGAUUCAUCUUAUCACAUGCGGUGUACAUGACGCUAAAUGUAGCAUUCGUGCAGAUGCUUAAAGCUGCCUCGCCCAUCACCGUCAUAAUCAUAAUGGUGUUCUUCGGUAUACCUACACCCACUAAACUGCUCUUCUGUGCAGUGGCCAUGAUAUCGGCUAAGAAUGGACUGAGGGGACGGGGUACCCAGGUCACAGCCGACAUGACCAUGAGCAUUCCCUCCUUGGAACGGUUCAACAGUUGUUCGUGA
Molecule: messenger RNA, 792 nt
Organism: Sphaeroforma arctica JP610
Lineage: Eukaryota; Ichthyosporea; Ichthyophonida
Exons: 3
Coding region: 1-792 (263 amino acids)
Source: RefSeq, a predicted model, not a curated record